Molecule: messenger RNA, 1161 nt
Organism: Trypanosoma brucei brucei TREU927
Lineage: Eukaryota; Euglenozoa; Kinetoplastea; Trypanosomatida; Trypanosomatidae
Exons: 1
Coding region: 1-1161 (386 amino acids)
Source: RefSeq, a predicted model, not a curated record
AUGAUAACACUAAAGACUGCUGUAAACACCCGCGCCCCUCUGCGCGAGCGGGCGGUUCCACUUGACCGGGACAAACGUCUAGUGCCGUCGCAGUCAUCGCUGCAUCAUGGCAUUUAUACGACUUUUGAUGAGGCAUAUGGCUCCGCUCCAGCGCGGACGGACCCGUCACAAGGCAACCAUUACCUGACACUGCUUCGCUCAGUGCGGUGUGGUGCCAACAAAACCAACGAGGCGACUGCUGAUACAAAGACCACAGUUGAUGACAAGGCAUGUGGAGGGGAAAUGAAGCCACGAGGGCAUUUGGAGGGAACUAUGAAAAGUUCCGUGGCGUCUUUGUUCGAUGGGGUUGCCACCCGACACAGCCCGAGUGAGUGGAUCACCGAACAGCAGGCGAGCAGCCAAUCGGUGCGGCCAGUGGCGCAACGGGACUUUUACAGUACGGCUCGGCGAGUGGAGCGCAUUGACGAUGACAUGCGCAGCGGUUUGGUCGGUAACACGCAGCGUACCGUAGAUAUUAUGCGAAAGCGUGCGACAAGCCCAACGUUGUGCCCCAAUCCUGACGUGUUCCCUGUCUUUCCCGCGCAGCGACGGUUGCUGGAUACUGACGCUGAUGGCCGGUGUGCCCGCAGUUGCCUGGAUAUCGUGGACUGUCAGCGACUUGCACCACCAAGCGAGAACCACUUGGGGUUUGAAUACGCCCCAUUGGACCGUCUCGCUCCAAAGCUGCCCGUAUCACCGGCGCUCGCCGUGCAGCAACGUCUAAUCACAGACAUGAGUUCUUCAAUGCCGCUCUUUGCGGGUACCGCAAAGGUGCAAAAGUAUGCCAUCCCGCGCUAUGCAGGACACGUACCGUCCUUCCCGCGCAAUGUGGAUGCUCUUCAUGGCAACGACACCUGUCCCCUGCGGAAGUGGAGCAAGUCAUACGUAACGCUGGCGACGGUCGGUUGUGGCACCGAUGCUGGUAGACGGAACAAAAACCCAUUGGUGCGUAAUCGCAGCGGUACCAAAGCCCCAGAAACAAAACCAAUGAAGCCGAAAACUAGUGAAGUAAUAAAAAUGACGGUUGAGGGCUCAAUGCUGCAGACGACGCUUACACAGUUGACGGAUGCGGAGCAAACGCUCAACACUCGUGUGGAUAAGAAACCAAGGAAACUUUUUUAG